AUGGGGCAGGUCAAUGUGACCUGCUGGAGAGGUUUUGUCUUCCUGGGCUUCACCAGUUUUGGAGAGCUGCAACUCCUGCUCUUUGCUUUGUUCCUCUGUCUGUAUCUUGUCACCCUGACCAGCAAUGUCUUUAUUAUUGUCAUCAUCAGGCUGGAUAGCCAUCUGCACACCCCCAUGUACCUCUUCCUUUCUUGUCUAUCUUUCUCAGAAACCUGCUACACUUUGGGCAUCAUCCCCAGGAUGCUCUCUGGCCUGGCUCUGGGGGUUCAGACUAUCUCUUACAUGGGCUGUGCUGCCCAGAUGUUCUUUUCUGGUUCAUGGGCCUGUGCCAACUGUUUCCUUCUGUCUGUAAUGGGCUUUGACAGGUAUGUGGCCAUCUGUACCCCACUGCACUAUGCAAGUCGCCUGAAUCCUACCCUCUGUUCCCAACUGGUUGGUAUCUCCUUCUUGAGUGGAUACCUCUUUGGGCUGGGAAUGACGCUAGUUAUUUUCCGCCUCUCUUUCUGCAGCUCCCAUGAAAUUCAACACUUUUUUUGUGACACCCCACCAGUGCUGAACCUAGCCUGUGGGGAUACAGACCUCAGUGAGCUGGGAAUUCUCAUCCUCAGUCUGCUGGUCCUCCUGGUCUCCUUUUUCAUCAUUACCAUCUCCUAUGCCUACAUCCUGGCAGCAAUCCUGAGGAUCUCCUCUGCUGAGGGGCGCAAGAAGGCCUUCUCCACCUGUGCUUCACACCUCACCGUGGUCGUUAUUCACUAUGGCUGUGCCUCCUUCAUGUACUUAAGACCCAAAGCCAGCUACUCCCUUGAGCGGGAUCAGCUUAUUGCUGUCACCUAUACUGUGGUGACACCUGUCCUUAACCCUAUUAUUUAUAGCCUAAGGAAUCGGGCUGUGCAGACAGCUCUGAGAAAUGCUUUUUGUGGGCUCUUGCUGGGUAAAGGAUGA
Molecule: messenger RNA, 942 nt
Organism: Carlito syrichta (Philippine tarsier)
Lineage: Eukaryota; Metazoa; Chordata; Mammalia; Primates; Tarsiidae
Product: olfactory receptor 10Z1-like
Exons: 1
Coding region: 1-942 (313 amino acids)
Biological process (GO): G protein-coupled receptor signaling pathway
Cellular component (GO): membrane
Molecular function (GO): G protein-coupled receptor activity; olfactory receptor activity
Source: RefSeq, a predicted model, not a curated record